AUGCAGUUCAAAAAAUCAUCACUUGUCCUUCUGGCGUUCGUCCUCCUGGCUGUAUCUGUGAAUGCUCAAGAACCUUCAGCAUCACAGGAUCCUUCAAAUCCCACAACCUCACCCGCUACUUCACCUGCAGCAACCACGCCUGCCACCACCACUCCAGCAGGCGAACCCACUUCACCUAUCAUUGGCAUUCCUAGUGUUGUUGAUCCAGGUCCCACUUCUCAACCAACAGCGGCGCCUCAUACAUCCAAUUCCGCCAAUCCGGGCCUUCCUAAACCCAAGCCAACAACUCUCGUACCCGGUGCAAGUACAUCAUCGAAUUUGUCACCGACAGGGUCUACAUCAGCAGCCCAACCCACACAAACCAAGAAGGAAUCGAGUGGCUCAUCAGGUGAUCUUCUCGCUGCUGGUAUUGUUGUUGGAUCGAUCGUCAUUGCUGCUGCCAUUGGAAUCUGGGUUUUCCGAAAGUGGAAGCUUUCUCCUUCUCGAAACUUCCAAUCCAAGAUUCGUGGCGAUGAUUAUCAGGACUACCCUCGUAGCUACGAGUCCGACACUGUGUUCUUGCGCAACCUAGGAGAUCAACCUUCUGAGCCUGCACCUGCCAAAUCUCCAUACAACGCCGGAGGCUCAUUGCCCGCGGAUAACCAGCAAUACUAUGAUUCGAACAACUAUACCAAUGAUCAAGCUGCUGGAUAUGGUGCUCAUGAUGGAUAUGGCGGUUCUGCUCACGGUGGAUAUGAUCAUCAAACUGGAUAUGAUCACCAAGACUAUGGCCAUGGAGGAUAUGACAAUGCAUACGCAGGUCGUGGUGAUUAUGCGGAAUCGCAAGUUGGAGGCGGAUAUGGUAAUGUUGGGGGUGGAUAUGCAGCCUCAAAUGUCGGAGGUGGAUAUACGGCUCCGAAUGUAGGCGGCGGAUAUGCUGCUUCUAAUGUCGGAGGAGGAUACCAACAUCAAGGAUAUGACGAGUAUGCCCGACGAUAA
Messenger RNA from Lobosporangium transversale, 978 nucleotides. RefSeq lists its product as hypothetical. Lineage: Eukaryota; Fungi; Mortierellomycota; Mortierellomycetes; Mortierellales; Mortierellaceae. The transcript has 2 exons. The coding region runs from base 1 to 978 and encodes 325 amino acids. The record is from RefSeq and is a predicted model, not a curated record.